AUGGAAAACCUUCCGCCGCCGCCGCCACCACCACCAUCAAUACCACGGAGACGAAGACUACGAGUACGACCACGAACGCCACAACUAUUACCACCAACGCGGCCACCACCACCGCCCCCACCACCACCACCACCACAACAACUAGGACCAUUUCGCCUAGUAGGACGAAAACGACUUCGACCGUCACUACCGCUACCUGAAACACUGCCACGACCAUCACGAGCGAUUCCUUGGCUUACUUGGCAUGAUGUCAAAAAAGGAAAAUCGUACGACAAGUUGAGAAUAUACCUUGAAAAAGUCCUUAAACAAAACCAAGAAUCCGAAUUGGCUACUCAAGAUCAAGAAGUCCUUGUAUUACCUAAAAGUAUUAGUCCCUCUCAAGACGAAAACCUACAAAACCACCAACACACUCGUUCCGAUCCUGGAGUAAAGGAGAUGGCCGAAGGGAGCGGGACCACACGACAUGAUUGGGUGAUCUCGAUAAAAGACAAGCUCGAGCAAGCAAAUAGAGAAGAUGACACAACUAGCUGGGGCAAGCUCUCUAUGUCUAUAUACAAAGUUCCACGUCACCUGCAUGGAAACGACACGAAGUCGUAUUUCCCUCAGACAGUCUCGCUUGGUCCGUACCACCAUGGGGUACAGCAAACGCGGUCUAUGGAGUGCCACAAAUGGCGUGCCGUCAAUAUGGUCUUGAAACGUACGAACCAAGGCAUUGAAACGUUUAUCGAUGCCAUGGCAGAGCUCGAGGAGAAGGCUCGUGAUUGCUACGAAGGUCCCAUUGUUUUGGACAGUAACGAGUUCACAGAAAUGCUUGUUCUUGAUGGCUGUUUUGUUCUCGAACUCCUCCAAGGAGUCGCUGAAGGAUUCUUGAAACUCGGAUACGAUAGUCACGAUCCAGUUUUUGCGGUUCGAGGAUUGAUGCAUUCGAUUCAACGUGACAUGAUAAUGCUGGAAAAUCAACUUCCUUGGUUCGUACUCCAACGGUUAUUGGAGCUACAGCCUGGUACACAUAACCAAACUGGUUUAGUGGAAUUAGUGGUUCGGUUCUUCAUUCCACUAAUGCCAACGGCCGAGACAUUGGCCGAGAACUCGCCACCAAGAGGCGUAUCCAGUGGCGAACUACACUGUCUUGAUAUUUUUCAUCGAAGUCUACUCUUUCCAAGGUCACCAGGCAAAGCAAACUCAUCACGCGUGGCUGACAAACACCUACAACGAGUGAUACCUACCGUGACCGAACUAAGGGAUGCCGGUUUUAAGUUCAAGCUAAAUAAAACCGAUCGGUUUUGGGAUAUUAAAUUCAACAACGGUUAUCUAGAGAUUCCUAGUCGACUUAUCCAUGACGGUACCAAAUCCCUCUUCUUGAAUCUCAUAGCUUUCGAGCAGUGCCACAUGAUCGAAUCGAGCAAUGAUAUAACAUCCUACAUAAUUUUUAUGGACAAUCUAAUAGACUCUCCCGAAGAUAUUAGUUAUUUGCAUCGCCGUGGUAUUAUCGAGCACUCACUAGGAAGUGAUUCUGAAGUCGCGGAUAUGUUCAACCAGUUAUGUCAAGAAGUUGUUUUCGACACCAAAGAUAUUUACCUAUCUCAAUUGUUGAUUGAGGUUCAUCGUUGUUAUAAGCAGAACUACUCCAGGAAGUUGAAUUCGUUGAUAAGGACCUUGAAACACAAGUACUUGGAUAACCCUUGGGCGUAUUUGUCUUUCUUUGCUGCGAUUAUUCUACUAAUUCUUACAUUUUCUCAAAGUUAUUUUGCUGCUUAUGAUUAUUUUAACCCAUCAUCCUCUUAG
Messenger RNA from Camelina sativa (false flax), 1785 nucleotides. RefSeq names its product UPF0481 protein At3g47200. Lineage: Eukaryota; Viridiplantae; Streptophyta; Magnoliopsida; Brassicales; Brassicaceae. The record is from RefSeq and is a predicted model, not a curated record.